This is a messenger RNA of Sphaerodactylus townsendi, 2121 nucleotides long. RefSeq names its product endothelin 1 (gene EDN1). The record is from RefSeq and is a predicted model, not a curated record. Gene Ontology annotation, biological process: vein smooth muscle contraction; regulation of systemic arterial blood pressure by endothelin; regulation of vasoconstriction. The transcript has 5 exons. Gene Ontology annotation, cellular component: extracellular region. Bases 269 to 898 code for a protein of 209 amino acids. Lineage: Eukaryota; Metazoa; Chordata; Lepidosauria; Squamata; Sphaerodactylidae. Gene Ontology annotation, molecular function: hormone activity; endothelin B receptor binding; endothelin A receptor binding.
UCUCCGGAUAAAAUAAAGUCGGGGCUGUUUACUCCACUGCAGGGGAGGGAGGCGGUGCAUAUAAAAGGAGCAGCGCCGCUGCAGCCCAGCCAGAAGCGCUCGGGCAGCCCCGCCGAGACACGCCGACCACCCCCCGCCUCCUCCUGCCGCCGCUGCUGCUGCCUGGGAGGCUGCCAGGUCCUGGUGCCGCCAGUUCGCAGCCUGUCAAGCCGUCCGAGGGAGCCCCGGGAUUUGCCAGGAGAGCCUUUGCGUUGCUUGGAGCGUCGCCAUGGACUGCCCGCGGCUCCUGGUGCCCCUGCUGUUGGUGCUGUGCCAGGGGGCCAGUCGGCACACAGCUGCUUCGGAUGCUCAGCUGGGAGCCAGCGACAAGGUCUCCUCCGGCGCCCCCUGGCCUCUGCGCAGGCCCAAGCGCUGCUCCUGUUCCUCUCUGGAAGACAAGGAGUGUGUCUACUUCUGCCACUUGGACAUCAUCUGGAUCAACACGCCAGAGCGGAUUGUGCCCUAUGGACUCGGGGGUCCUUCUCGAAACAGGCGGUCACUGAAAGACUUAACUGUUGCAAACUUGGAAGAGACUCGUGACAGAUGCCAGUGCGCUAACUUAAGAGACAAGAAGUGUAGGAACUUUUGCCAGAAUGGAAAACAACCAUGGGCCCAGUCUACAAGACAGAAAGGCUGGAAAUCCCUCCAUAAAGACAGAGGUUGCAAAGGUCUGACCUGCGUGUACAUGCAGCUGACUGACAGCCAGAAAAUGAGAAGAUUAGAGGCCGUGGCUAACAAGAUCAAAACGUCCUUUAAUGCUGCCAAACUGAAGAGCAGGUUGCACAAACGAAAACAGCUGAAGCAUAACCGAACAUAUAAGAAGCAAAAUGUUUGGGAAAGCCUAAAGAUGACGUCUUAGUGGAAAGAUCACCAUCGCUAAUCUUUGAGGAAUCACAAAUUACUGACAAAACAUUGCUGAAGCUCUGUUUUGACUUCUUGAGAUUCCACUCCAAGAGAAGACCGUCGAGGAAUGUUGUUCUAAAUAUUAACUCUCAAAAGGUAGAGGAGGACCCAAACGAUAUCUUCCAUUUGAUUGGGAGACAUCAAAAGCCUGGAAUGCUGGCUGCCAUCCUUUUGGAAUCCAGUUGGACCGGUUGGGUUGAAGAAUGUCCCUUAGUGGACUCCUCUCCCACUCCCCAGAAACUGCUGGAGGAAGAAGGGAUUCGUUUUGCUCCCAGUUUUGAAGAGCGGGUGAAACUGAAGCAGUGUUCUCAUGUUACUGGGCCAACUUCAGAUCUGGAGAAGUCACAAUUAUAAUGAACCCAUAUUGUGAUUAAGAUCUUAAACUGGGAGUUCUGGGUUUUAGAAAGAGGACAUUUGUGCUUCACAAGUCAAUACAUUGUGUUACGUGGAUCAGAACACAUCUCAUACCUAACGGGUCUACCUCACAUACUGUAUGUUGCACUCCUGCCAAAGUACUGUGUCAGCUUUUUUUUUUGGUGGGGGGGUCUGCAACUUCUUUUUUUUAACAGGUAAAAAAAAGCCUUUUUGCAUAGUCAAGGCUAUGGAUCAUACUCCAAAUACUGAAAGGAGACUGAUACCAGUGGCCCUAUUCCAAAUGCAAUCUAAUUUCUUGGAAGGAACUCCCAUGGCCAUUCAAUGGAUGUAACUUUUGAUAGGUGUGUAUGGGUUGGAAGUGUGAAAGUAUCUACCUGAAGCGGGUGCAGCCUUUCUCAAGACAUCUCAACUUCAAUAGCUACUGCAGGAAGAUCUAUGAGAAUGUUUAGUGUCAUGUACAGAUUCUGAUAGCCAAAAUUGCCAUAAGAGGUCGUGUUACAUGAAUUGCAGGCGAGGUUGGUUUUCAAUUUCUUGUUAGAAGAAGGCCAAUGGAUGGUUUUCACAUAGAUAAAAAGGCCAACAUUGAGUGUCUGUUCAUAGCACUGAAUUUAUCUUUGUAUGAUGUGCUUGUUUUUUUAAACUAUCGAUAUUUAUAUUUGUAGAAUUGUCAUUAUAUUUACCAUGUAAAAUGACCAUUGAAGCAGGCCAUAUUGGUCUAUGCAGUAUGCCUUAUGUAUUUCUGUAUGAAAUUGGGGGAAAUGUCUUAUGCCUGUUAAGGUAAACGUACUAGAAAUAAAUAUUUGA